Notolabrus celidotus (New Zealand spotty) is the source of this 2689-nucleotide messenger RNA. Its product is annotated as AAC-rich mRNA clone AAC11 protein. The record is from RefSeq and is a predicted model, not a curated record. Bases 144 to 1094 code for a protein of 316 amino acids. NCBI's taxonomy places the organism in Eukaryota, Metazoa, Chordata, Actinopteri, Labriformes, Labridae. The transcript is spliced from 10 exons.
GUUUCCUUUAGAGGCAUGCAACUCUCUGAAGCAUUCAGAAAGAAACACAGCAAAUGAACACAUCACCUUUGUGUAGUGAAUUUAUAAAUACAACCUAAAUAUCAGAUUUUUUUCCACCUGCUGCUCAUUUCAAACAAAGUUCAAUGGCAACGAUAAGUCCUUCCUUCUUUAUCCUAGGUUUGGUAGUGGUUCUUGUCACAGCACAAGAAUCUUCAACAAACGGCAUGCCCGCAACAAUUUUAAAGGGAGACAAUGCUACCGAACUUGUAACACCUUCAAGCUUCACCAGCAACAUUACCACCAGCAACACCAUCAACAUUACCACCAUCAACAGUACCAACAACAACGGCACCAUCAACAUCACCAACAACAACAGCACCAUCAACAGCACCAACAACAACAACACUGUCAAACCCACUGUAACAAAGAAAGAUGGUGGUAAAAUGACAACACCCCUACGGCCAACAGCCAAACCUGGUGAUACUGAUGAAGCCAACGACAAGGGCAGAGAUAUGACAACCCCUACUCCUGCACCAGACAGUGACAGAACUGGUAUCAUCAUCCUUAUUGUGAUAAUAAUCAUCGCUCUUGCAUUUGGUAUUACCUGCUUCUACGCACGGAAAAGAGGAAGGCGCUACUCAGUUGACCUCACAUCCAGACCAGAUGAAGCAAACAUCCCUCUCAGCACUGUGGAGCCAGAGCUGCUUAUUGAUGCUGUGCCUCAGAAUGGCCUGCAGACCUUUGAAAGUGUAGAAACAAUCACAAAAGAGUCAGAGGCAAAACCUGAGGCCCGGGAGGAGCAGAAAGGUGGUGCUGAUAAAUCUGUUGUCGAACCCAGCGCUGAGUCUGCAGCCCCAGCACCAUCCCCAGACAGCUCUGGGGACAAACCCAAAGAGGAGCCGAGCCCUCCUGCGCUUGUGGAGCCGAGUGGGGACGAGAAAACUGAUGACGAGGGCGCUGCCUCCAACAAGACCUCGGUGGAAUCGCUGAAGGAGCCAAACGAGAACAACAGCAACAAUGCUGACCUCAGUCAGACGACAGAUUUGAUGAUGAACAACAACUUCAGCGACGUUCCACUUGACUGUCCGGUGUGAAAUGCACCACCCCUCUCUGCGCCCUCUCUCCAGGAUCUCGAAUGAAGAAUUGAUCCUAAACUCCGCAAAUGACCACACGGGAAAAGGACGCCUUAGUUCACGCUGUUAAAGAAAUCCUGUCUGAUGUUUAUGGGAAUGGCUGUUUCAAAGUUGAACAUAAGCUGAGCUCUGCUUCAUUGGUACUGAUAACUGAACUUGUUUACUUUCAGUCAAAACUUUCUGUAUUUGCAGACUAAAUAAUGAUAUAUUUAAUACAACUUUUAAACUUUAUUUGACUCCCUUUCUGUUCAACACAUGUUAGUAGUUUAUUUACAUAUUUAACAUAAUUUAUAAGAAACAAUGAUAAAAAUACCAACAAUUUAAACACCUGCUUACCAUAAGUUAAAACUUCAGGGUCAACCUAGGGUUAAUUUAUUUUAAAACACGAAAGUAAAUUUUUUUUUUUUGUUAUUUUAAGGAUGUUCCAAGCAACUAAUUUCCAAGUUGUUUAAAUUGAUAUUUAAGCUCUGACAUAGCAACUUGUCUAAAGGGUAAGAAAAAAAACAGGAAAAAGUCAGAAUUGAGCACAUUUUAUAUAAGGGUUAAACGUGGGAUAACAGAGUCUUCAUGUAAACAAUGUCAAAUUAGUUUGCUGAGUGUGGCUAACGUUAGCAGAGCAAGCAUCACCAGCUUACGGUUAACACUCACAUGCCAGUUAGGCACAGCCUACAUACAACUUCAUCUCCAUUUUCCAGAUAAAAAUACUGCCAAACUGCACUACGCUACAAGAUGCCAUCUGUCAUCUGUGCUUGUUUAUAUCUGGGUAAUAUAGCAUUGAAGCAUAAUGGCAGUAGCCAUUAACCUGGGCUACAGACCCAGCUAGUGGCAGGCUGCAGCGUUACAGCAACCUUUAAAACAAAAACGAUAAGAAGAAGAAUUUCUUUAACCAACUGGUGCAGAGUAGCGAGAAUUAAGAUGUUUAACUGAUUAGUUGACUGAACAUGCUUAAAGCAUGCUCUGUAGUUAGUGCAUCAAAUGUAGUAGUAGAGGAAUUAAUGUUGUUGGCAAAUAAUUCAUAUUUAAACACUUUUAAGUUUUUUUUUUAAAGCUGCUUACAAAUAAAUUAAAUCAUUUAUUAAAUGUGUGUGACGCAUUAAUUAUAUAGGGAAUCUCGGGUACGAAUUGAUUUUCAGGUAUUAAUUAUGUUAUGUAUUAAAUAAUGUAAACACAUUGAUGCUUUUUCACUGAGUGUUAAUACAAGCAUUUGCAUACCAUAGCCAUAAACUGUUAAACCAAAGAUAUGCACGCAGCCAUAUCACCUGAGACUGCUUUUUAAAGAGCUUUCAAUAUAUUGCAAGAUACCAUAAUGCUGUUAAACAUUAAAACAAUUUAGGAAUGCUUCAUAUAUCAAACAUUUAUGGACAUAGAAAUGUCAGAUUUGAAAAAAACAUUUUUGUGUCAGUUUAAGAUGCUGUCUUAUUUUUGUUGAUGCUGCAUUUUGGCUUAUGUUAAUUCCAUUCAUCAUUCAUAGUGUGAUAGUUUCUAUUGAGCUGUGAAAUGUCUGCAGUGAUGAAAAAUGUUACAGUUGAAUAUAUUAAAGGGAAGUAUUAACUUUG